Molecule: messenger RNA, 2940 nt
Organism: Cornus florida
Lineage: Eukaryota; Viridiplantae; Streptophyta; Magnoliopsida; Cornales; Cornaceae
Product: proline-rich receptor-like protein kinase PERK4
Exons: 8
Coding region: 72-2414 (780 amino acids)
Biological process (GO): protein phosphorylation
Molecular function (GO): ATP binding; protein kinase activity
Source: RefSeq, a predicted model, not a curated record
GGUCGUCGGAGAAGUUGAGUUUCCGGCGAGAUUUUUUUUCAUAAAUCUUGGCCGGAAGCUCAUUAGCAAAUAUGGAUUCGGCCAAGGAUAAAUUUCAUAAAUCUUUGCCGGAAUCUCAUCCCCAAAUGAUUUUGCUCGAUUCCACCAAAGAUAAUAAACAACAGUCUUCUCCACCUACUUCACCACCACCAGACACAUCACCUCCACCAUCAUCGCCGCCUCCUUCAUCACCUCCGCCAUCAUCACCACCUCCAGACACAUCACCUCCGCCAGCAUCACCGCCUCCAAAGGAUUCAUCACCCCCACCAUCAUCACCGCCUCCAAAGGAUUCAUCACCCCCACCAUCAUCACCGCCUCCAAAGGAUUCAUCACCCCCUCCAUCAACCUCACCGCCUCCAAAGGAAUCAUCACCUCCGCCAUCAUCACCACCUCCGUCGUCGUCGUCGUCCCCGCCUCCCUCUUCCCCAUCACCGGACAAACCAUCCUCGCCACCUCCCGGCUCGUCCCCACCCCCUCAACAAUCUUCCCCUUCGCCUCCAAAAUCCGGAACCCCACCCCAAAAUGGAUCACCGUCGCCACCUCCCUCACCGGACUCAUCAAAACAGGCGUCGCCGCCGCCAUCACAAUCACGAUCCCCAUCUCCUCCCGGUGAUGAUGGCUCUCCGCCACCAACUUCUGCAAAUAGUAGUAGUAGUCCUGCUCCACCGGGGACGGUUUUUUCUCCACCGCCACCACUUUCUUCAGAAAGACCUUCAUCUUCAUCAUCCCCAGGUACAUUUUCGCCUCCGUCUACAGAUGAUGGGGAUGCACCAGUGAAGUCACCGCCUCAUUCGUCGUCAAAUAAUUCUUCGAAUUCUAGUGGCACCGGGGAGCAAUCGAGUUCUAGUUCAUCGGAUUCCUCAAAUAAUAGUACUAUUAUUGCUGCAGCUGUAAUUGGGGGUGCAUUGGUUCUGGUUAUGAUCAUCCUUCUUAUAGUGUGUGUCACCAAGAAGAACAAGAAAAGGUCCUACUACAGGAGUCCUGCUAGUGCCACCUCCGGACCUACUCCUCCUAGAGGUGGUGAUCAAUACGGGUAUACCCAAGAUUGGCAGCAGUGGAACGACACAUCCCAAUCUGUAGACCAUGUUGUGAAGCUUCCUCCGCCACCAGGUUUGAUGGGUACACCCAUAGGUACCCAUGUUGGUGGGUGGGGUCAACCACCUCCACCGCCGUCGGGAAAUAUGACGAACGAUUAUGCCACCUCCGGCCCACAUCAGACGCCCUUGCCGCCUCCGUCGCCGCACUUGGGACUAGGACUCACUAAGAACACCUUCACUUACGAGGAGCUAGCGGCUGCCACAAAUGGAUUUUCUGAGAAAAAUCUGCAAGGUCAAGGCGGAUUCGGGUACGUACACAAAGGUGUGUUGCCUAAUGGAAAGGAGGUGGCUGUCAAGAGUUUGAAGUCCGGUAGUGCACAAGGAGAGCGGGAAUUCCAGGCUGAGGUUGAGAUCAUUAGCCGUGUUCAUCAUCGACAUCUUGUUUCGCUUGUCGGAUAUUGCAUUGCUGGUGAGCAGAGGAUGCUGGUCUAUGAAUUUGUUCCAAAUCAAACCUUAGAGUUCCACCUUCAUGGAAAGGGUCAGCCGACUAUGGAUUGGUCGACUAGGCUUCGUAUUGCAUUGGGAUCAGCCAAAGGGCUUGCUUAUCUUCACGAAGACUGCCACCCCCGAAUUAUCCAUCGUGACAUCAAAGCUGCAAAUAUUCUACUGGACAAUAAAUUUGAAGCCAUGGUGGCAGAUUUUGGAUUGGCUAAACUUAAUAACGACAAUAAUACUCAUGUCUCUACACGUAUCAUGGGCACAUUUGGGUACCUUGCUCCAGAGUAUGCAUCAAGCGGCAAGCUGACAGAGAAAUCUGAUGUUUUCUCAUAUGGAGUGAUGCUCUUAGAACUCAUAACGGGACGCCGACCCGUGGAUACUACUAACAAAAUUAUGGAAGACUGCUUAGUAGACUGGGCUAGGCCAAGUCUGACUGUGGCAUUGGAAAAUGGCAACUAUGAGGAACUGGUAGAUCCAAACUUAGAAGGUAAGUACGACCCCGAUGAGAUGGCACGCAUGUGUGGCUGUGCUUCUGCUAGCAUCCGUCAUUCUGCCAGAAGGCGCCCCAAAAUGAGCCAGAUUGUACGAGCAUUAGAAGGUGACUCGUCCAUGGAUGACUUGAAUGAUGUUGGAAAAUCUCGGCAGGGCUCUGUAAAAUACGAUUCGUCUUCAUACGAUUCUGACAUGUCUAAGUUUAAGAAAAUAGUAACAUCAAGCCAAGAGUUCGAAAGCAGCGAAUAUGGAGCCCCGAACGAUUCCGGAGUUGAUCGUCCAUCGUUUGCAAGUAACGAAUCCAGAGAAAUGGGUCAAUCUACAAGAACAAAUAAAAUGAAACUAUAGAGCAACACACACAUAUAUUAACUAUGUAUAUAGGCACAAAAGCAUGAGAUAAUUGAAUUAAUCCAAUUAGAUCGAAGUGCCAAAAUGUUUAACUGAAGUGUAAAACCGAAUUAGUCUCGUUCACUUGAUGCAAUAAACAUGAGAUUCGUGCGAGUCCCGCUCUAUUUCAUCAUUUUGAUGAUAGUGAUUCGGUUUUCAACUUUGGUUAAACAGUUAGGUGAAAAAUAAAUAUUUUAAUCGAAUUAAUUCAUGUGCAUUUUGUGCACGAAAUAUCUAUAUUGUGCACAUCAAGAUGAGUUAAUCUAAUUCCGGAAGGAAAAAAAAAAAAAGAAAAGAAAAAAAAAAAUUUGAUCGAGAUACUUUGGAUGGAAUUUCUCCAUCAGUUCUAUAUAUAGAUUUGUAUUAGAAAAUGCUUUUACAUAAAUCAUAUAUAUAUGUAUGUGUGUGUGUGUGUGUGUGGAAGCCAAACUGGCUUCUUUAUAUGUUGAAAUUGAGUGACUUAUUCUAGUUUAUGUAAUUGGGAUUA